Zymoseptoria tritici IPO323 is the source of this 1648-nucleotide messenger RNA. RefSeq lists its product as uncharacterized. Gene Ontology annotation, molecular function: fatty acid elongase activity. The transcript has 2 exons. Gene Ontology annotation, biological process: sphingolipid biosynthetic process; very long-chain fatty acid biosynthetic process; fatty acid elongation, monounsaturated fatty acid. Gene Ontology annotation, cellular component: endoplasmic reticulum membrane. Lineage: Eukaryota; Fungi; Ascomycota; Dothideomycetes; Mycosphaerellales; Mycosphaerellaceae. The annotation marks the transcript as partial. The record is from RefSeq and is a predicted model, not a curated record.
AUCCGCUCCUUCCUCCCACACUCCUUCGCUCUUUCUACCGCCGACCGAAACUCGAACUUCACUUCUCCAACACCCGAAGCCGCACCGCGCACCGCGUGGUCAAGCCUCACGCGACACCGAUCUGAAACCUUCGGGUGCUUCCAACGUACCUUGCAUAGACUACGGUCCUGACCAGGACUUCCUCACCAUGGACUGGAGAUUGACCAGCGACACGACCGCGGGUCCACACGUCUACCUCACCAGACCCAGAGGCUUCAACCCAUUUCCGGCGAAUCUUCCAAGAACGCUGCCUCCUCCGGUCAAUGAGGGCACGUUCCGUUCACCUUUCGGCAUCAACAAGGACCUCUACAACUUCGCCCUCCGCCCCGAGGUUCCGAUCACGAUCGCGCUCACCUACAUCUUCUCCGUGCUUUUAUUCAAUGUUAUCAACAAACAGCGCGCCUACAAGCCGUGGGCCAUCUCCAAAGAGCCCAUCUUCAAGUUCUCCGUCAUCAUCCACAAUGCGCUCCUCACAGUCUACUCCGCCGCGACCUUCGUCGCCAUGUGUCGUGCAUACUACCAAGUCUGGCCCGAUCGCAACGACCACACCGGAUUCGCAGGCAUCGCAGAUGGGUUGUGUAAGAUUCAUGGACCAAGAGGUUUGGGCGACGCGGUGACCUACAACACCACAAUCAACAUCUGGGAGGUCAAGAACGAGAUUAUCAAAUUGGGAUACAAUGGCAACCCGGACCCGACUGAUGUCGGACGUCUGUGGAAUGAAGGUCUGGCCUUCUGGGGUUGGAUCUUCUACGUCAGCAAGUUUUACGAGGUUUUGGACACUGUGAUCAUUCUGGCCAAGGGCAAGCGCAGUGCCACUUUGCAGACGUAUCACCAUGCCGGCGCGAUGAUGUGCAUGUGGGCAGGCAUUCGCUACAUGAGUCCUCCGAUCUCGAUGUUCGUGUUUGUCAACUCGUUCAUCCACUCGUUGAUGUACACCUACUUCACCCUCUCAGCACUUGGUGUCCGGGUACCUGGCGUCCUCAAACGCACUCUGACAACCAUGCAAAUCGCUCAAUUUGUUUGGGGAGCUUCUUAUGCAGCUGCUCACCUAUUCAUCAAGUACGAUGUGCCAGUCGAGACACCAUACCAAGUUCUGUCCGUGGUCAAAGCAGCUGCAUCCAGUGUCAGCUCUGCUGCCUCCGCUGCAUCCUCGACCGCAUCCAAAGUCAUUGAAUCUCCCAUGGCAUCCGGCACCUUGAUCGCACUCGCCAAGAAGCUCCUCCUGCGCGCCAUUGGCGAGGAGGGCAUUGCCGAGCGCGUGACCACCAACCAAGGCGAAACUCUCAGCAACCAAAUCGUCGAGAAGAUCCAGCAGUUUAACGAGCGAACGGAACCCACUUACGAGACGAAGUGGCGCACUGAGAUCACCAAGGUCAACUGCAUCGACACUGACGGCGAAGCCUUUGCCAUCUACCUGAACUUGUUCUACCUCGUUCCUUUGACCUACCUCUUUGGCCGCUUCUUCGUCCGCUCAUACCUGGGAUGGGGAAAGCCCAAGAACGUGAGAGAAGCAGCGCAUCAGACCAAGGAGUCCGGCAAGGAAGCGAAGCGCAAGACCGAGGAGAAGGUCGAGCAAACUGGCAAGAAAGCCGAGGACAAGAUUCAGAAC